This is a messenger RNA of Dreissena polymorpha, 954 nucleotides long. RefSeq names its product beta-1,3-galactosyl-O-glycosyl-glycoprotein beta-1,6-N-acetylglucosaminyltransferase-like. Gene Ontology annotation, molecular function: acetylglucosaminyltransferase activity. The record is from RefSeq and is a predicted model, not a curated record. Gene Ontology annotation, cellular component: membrane. NCBI's taxonomy places the organism in Eukaryota, Metazoa, Mollusca, Bivalvia, Myida, Dreissenidae.
AUGCUAAGAGGCUAUAUAACUGAUACACUUUCGGAGCUUGAAAGAGAGUUUCCUGUAGCUUUUAGCAUUCUGAUGUACAAAGACAUUGAAAUGUUCGAGCGACUUCUGCGUGCCAUUUACAGACCGCAGAAUUUCUAUUGCAUUCACGUGGAUGAUAAAACCAGUGACGAAAUAUUUAAAGCAGUCGUUUCCAUUACGGGAUGCUUUGGCAAUGUUUUUAUUGCGUCUCAACGGAUCAGAGUAAAAUGGGGCAAAUUGUCCGUUCUAACACCGGAACUAGUUUGCAUGGAGGAUCUUCAUCGACGUAGUCGUAAAUGGAAGUACUUUAUUAACCUGACAGGUCAGGAGUUUCCCCUGAAGUCGAACUUCGAGUUGGUAAAAAUUCUGACAGCCUUCAACGGGUCCAACGACGUAGAACACGACACACGGAAUUUCUCUGCCCGAUGGAAAGAGGCCGGUCCUCCACCCUUUAAAAUCAAACCCGUCAAAGGGGCAGUGCAUGCAGUACUCAGUCGGGCAUUCGUGGAAUUUGCUCUUCACAGCGAGAAGGCCGUUGAAUUCUACAACUGGACAGCAAAAACGAAGAUUCCAGAUGAGAUUUUUGCUACCCUGAAUCACAAUCCGAGCCUUGGUGCACCCGGGGCUUACACAGGUAAUAAGACCCGGGACAUAGCAGCAAAGCCUUACAUAGCAAGAUUCAAAAACAGGGGCCGCAUCCCGUGUGCGGGCAAAAGAGUACGCGGCGUCUGCAUCAUAGCAACGGGUGACCUACCCCUGCUAGUCAGGAGCAAGAGUUUAUUUGUAAAUAAACUUCAUCAAGAUUUUCAUCCAUAUGCUUACGAUUGUCUGGAAGAGUUGAUGGCAAAUCGCACUAGAGAUUUUUAUUAUGGGCGUCGGUCAUUUGAUUCCAGCUACUACACACAGUUGGACUUUGUGAAAAAUAAAGUUGGAUAA